Molecule: messenger RNA, 1691 nt
Organism: Styela clava
Lineage: Eukaryota; Metazoa; Chordata; Ascidiacea; Stolidobranchia; Styelidae
Product: V-type proton ATPase subunit E-like
Biological process (GO): proton transmembrane transport
Cellular component (GO): proton-transporting two-sector ATPase complex, catalytic domain
Molecular function (GO): proton-transporting ATPase activity, rotational mechanism
Source: RefSeq, a predicted model, not a curated record
AGUUCGUUCUGUCUUUAGACUUUGAGAAUAGUUGAGUAGUUACCGUAGUCCAUAGAUAGGGACAGGGAAUAAAAUAAGAAAAACAUAUCCAUAUGUCCAAGUUAACAGCUAAAUUCUUUCUGUGCUUGUACCGGUGCAUAGGCCUAUCAGCCUAUUCACUAAUUCAGCUAUUACCGGUACUGUAUUAUGGAAAUACCACUAUUAGGCUAUAUCUUCCGAUUUCAGAAUCUUUUGAACUUGUAACUUACAGACUUAAUAAAGCAAAACUGGUAAUAUCCACACCUUCUUAUUGGAAUCAUGGGUCUCAGUGAUGCAGAUGUUAAGAAGCAGAUUGACCAUAUGAUUGCAUUCAUUGUGCAAGAGGCAGAUGAGAAAGCGGACGAAAUUGAUGCCAAAGCUGAAGAAGAAUUUCAGAUUGAGAAGGGUAGGCUUGUUCAACAGCAGCGUCAAAAAAUUAUGGAAUUUUAUAACAAGAAAGAAAAACAGCUUGAACAACAAAGAAGAAUACAACAAUCUCAACUGGUGAAUUCCGCUCGACUGUCUAUGUUGAAAAAGAGAGAAGAGUAUAUUGAUAAAAUUUUAGAGGAAGCUCGAGAUGGUCUUGGUGAAAUUCGGAAAAAUCCGCAGCAAUAUCUUGAACUUUUGGAAGGAUUAAUUUCCCAAGGAUUGUUUCAAAUCUUAGAAGGCGACAUUGCCCUAAAUUGCAAAAGAGAUGAUCUCCAAGCUGUCAGACAAGCAAUACCCAAAGCAGUUGAACGCUUCUAUGAAUCUUCUGGUAUAAAAGCAAAGAUUAUUGUUAAUGAAAACCAGUUUCUUGGUGGAGAUGUAUCAGGAGGUGUUGUCAUGUCUGCACAUGGCGGUAGAAUAAAAGUAGAAAACACAUUAGAAUCCAGGCUUAAUCUCGUUAGCAAACAGAUGAUGCCAGAAACAAGAGAAACAUUGUUUGGACAGAAUAGAAACCGGAAGUUCAUGGACUGACUUGCAUUUUCGUUAUUCUUUCCAAAAUUAGAUCAAUAUAAUAAUAUUAUAUUUUGUGUUCAAUGACUUUCAGUGCUCUUGGUGACCACAGGGAUAACUCUAUACCUUUCAUUAUUUAUAAUAUAAUAAUGAAAUACCCAAACCCAAUAAUCAGGAAAUUGUUUGUGUGACACUUAUUGUUCAUUAUUAUAGUAUAAUGAUUAUAAAGAUGCGUGUUAAACCAUUUAUUUUUUUCAAUUUUGUGCUGGCAGCUGUUUUAAACUUGUCUAACAUUCCAAAUAAAGUAAAUGAGUUUGCUUCAGUCUGAGGAACUUAUGUUUUGAAUCUAAAUCAUAAGUGAUGUUUAAGUGCACCUUGCCAUCUGCUAUUUUUGUAUAUGCUGUUUGACUACUUUGCUCUUAAUCAAUCAAUCUCUAGUGAUUUGUUUGUCAUUAUUGAUCCAGUAUACAAUAUAUUGUUGUUUGUACUGUUAAAAUUCCAGACUUUGUUCGUCCCCUCCUGCUGACUUUUUAUUUAUCCAUAUUCGAACAGUUAAUGGCUAUACAUGGUGGAGGAGUAAAAAGUCUAUGAUGGACCUUCAUGUUUCGAGAUAUUACAAGUUGUAUUCAUCGUAUUUGGGCUGUCCUGUUGUGCAAUGUUGAAACAAGUUCCUAUAUAAGUACAUUAUUCCUAUUGUUUUUUUAUUGUAUCAUUAAACGUCGCCUAGAAUUGUU